Suricata suricatta (meerkat) is the source of this 2414-nucleotide messenger RNA. It is a transcript of the gene FAM151B, whose product is annotated as family with sequence similarity 151 member B. The record is from RefSeq and is a predicted model, not a curated record. Lineage: Eukaryota; Metazoa; Chordata; Mammalia; Carnivora; Herpestidae. Bases 260 to 1015 code for a protein of 251 amino acids. The transcript has 7 exons.
GACACUUGGACCGCGGGCGCCGGCGCUGAGACCGCGAGCUCGCGCAACUCCAGCCUCAGGCUCUGCGCGUGCGCACCGCUUUCCGCGCCACCUUCCGCCUUGGCUUGGGAACCUCUACUCCGGCGCUCAGUGGACCGUAGGAGGCGGCUCCUAUGUGUACAGUGUGUUGUUGGGUGAGUCGGGUUUCCACGCCACCUGUGACGGUCAGCGGCGGUUGCCCACGGCUCAGCGCCUCCGCGGACUGCGGCCGGCCGUUGCCAUGACAGCGACCGCUGGGGGCCCUGGAUCUUGGAGUGAAAAUAUACUAGAAUAUUUUCUGAGAAAUAACCAGAUCACAACAGAAGAUGGUGCCGAGAUCUUCUGGUAUCAUGCUGCUAACCACAAAGCACAAAUGAAUGAGGCACUGAAAAGUCCUGCCCACAUGGUAGAGGCCGAUGUCCUUCUUCCAAGUGAUGGAUCAGAAGAUAGCCAACCAAUCAUGGCCCAUCCUCCUGAAACAAAUAGUGAUAAUACUUUACAAGAAUGGCUGAAUGAAGUUAUAAAAAGCAAUAAAGGCAUCAAACUGGAUUUCAAGAGUCUGGCAGCUGUGGAACCGUCCAUGAUGCUCCUGGAAAAUGUGAAGAGCCAUCUGAAGCGUCCUGUGUGGAUUAAUGCUGAUAUUCUUCCUGGUCCAAAUGGAAAUAGCAGAGUAGUGGAUGCAAAACCUUUUAUAAACACGGUGACAUCCUUCUUCCCAGAUGUGACAUUUUCCCUGGGUUGGACAACAGGAUGGCAUCCUGAGAAAGUCAAUGAAGGUUACAGUUGGACAAUGGUGAAAGAAAUGGAAUAUAUAUGUAAGGACCUCAAUCUGCCUGUAACAUUUCCUGUCAGAGCAGCAUUAGUCAGGCAGUCUUGUUCUCAGUUACUUUGGCUGUUAAAGAAAUCAAACAGAGAUUCCACAAAACUAUGGCACCCUCUUUCCUUUUUCCUGGAGACUGGUUAUUUCAGAAAUCAUGGAAGAGUAAUAGGGCUUUAAGAAUGUUCUAACUUGCACACAGGUUCUCAAGUCUAAUGUAUUGGUGUUGAGAACUCAUGGCAUCUAAGCACUAUUUCCCAAGCCUGGCAGAGCAAUCCUAGUCCUAGAAGAGACUUUGGUAUGAGAUCCAACUGUCAAAAAAAAUCAGGGCUUUAAAAAGUACUGUUGAUUAUGACUCUCUAAAAGUGAUGUAAUUACUAAUUAGAUAUAUACUCAUUUACAACUGGGAAGUUGUUAAAGCUUAUUUAUAACAGGUUGCUUAUUUGUUUGUUUGUUGGAGUUAGGGUUUUAGAUUUUUUUCCUUGUAAUGAUAAAAAUUAAGUACCUAGUAAAUAUAUAGAAAAAUGCCCUGUCUCUCACCUUGAAAUUUAAGAUAUGAGCCAGCCUAGUAAGAGCCUACAAUCUGCUAAUAGUCUUAAAUUCGUGAAUCAAUGCAAGGAAAAGUUGAAUGAUAGAAGGAUGAAGAUAGUAGUACUGAAGAACUUUUUAUCUAGAAAGUGGGAGUAUAAUAAAUAAAUGAAACCAAGACCACCUGAUAACCAGGUCUUGGAAGAAGCAGGGCAGGACUCAGGAGCACUUGGGACCUCAGCAGCAGGAGCUCAGGAUCGUUGUUCGAGUGUCUAGUGUUCCACACCGAUAUCAUUCUUUUACUCGUGGCUGUGGUUAUUUCUCUCUCUCCUUUGAAUUUGCUAUACUUUGGCCAAGGACCUCAAUUUGUCUAGUCACUUGUGUCUUCAGGGCUUAGUAGGAAUACUGAGAGGAGGGAAGAGGUAGGCAUUUAAUUGGUGUCAUAUGGGCUGAGGCUGUGCAAGUGAUUCAGAAAUUAUUUCUACCUCAAGGAUCUUAACAUUCAGGCAGGGGAGAGAGGACUCUAGACAAGUUGGGUAUUUGCUAUAACUUCUGUGAUGGAACUUACACCAGGUUGUGGCAACAGACAGCAUUUUGUUCUAAUUGAGAGAGAGCACUGAAUGAUGAGUAAGAUUCAGCAGGUAGAGUAAGAGAGGAAAGGGUCUUUCAGACAGAGAGGCACAUGAGCAAAGGAACUCUAAGUGGGGGAAGAGACUGAUUUGACCUGUUCAAAAAGUUUAUAAAGGCACUGUACUAUGAGGCUGAGCACUUAGGCAGGGGCCAGAUUCAUUUUCUGAGACGAGAAGCUGGCUCCUUUCCUCUUAGGCCAUAGGAAUCACUGUACCAUUUUAAGUAGGGAAGCUUUAAUAUCAGUUUUGAGUAUUAGAAAGGUGUUUACAAUGGCACAAGAAGACUUGGAAUUCUUGAAGUGAAAGGAGAUGAAGCCCUGAAUUAAGGUGGAAACAAAAGUGGAUGAAAAUGUUCAAGAGACAGAGGAAAGAGGUUACAAAUGAAGAAUUUGUAAAAGUUUUUAAACUAGUUGAAUGGAGAG